Paramacrobiotus metropolitanus is the source of this 935-nucleotide messenger RNA. RefSeq lists its product as uncharacterized. Lineage: Eukaryota; Metazoa; Tardigrada; Eutardigrada; Parachela; Macrobiotidae. The transcript has 2 exons. The record is from RefSeq and is a predicted model, not a curated record. The coding region runs from base 133 to 744 and encodes 203 amino acids.
CUUCUGUGCGCAUGUCUGUUCGUUAGUGAAAUGACUAUGCUAGCUAAAGGGUUGAAGCUAGAUUACGUUGAAAUCUAGCGAUAUUAUUUUUUACGGAAUUUCUUUGUUUUAAAAUUAGUCGUAGGGACUGUGAUGCUGACGUGUCAGUUCAGCGUAAAAGAUACCGUCGUCGAUGUCAUCGUGAAAUAUACCAUAAUAAUCUGGAUACCGUUCGGGAACCUUACCGGACUUUUUCUCCGAUUGAAGUACGCACAAUCGUGGCUGAAAACCUGGUACCGGCAGCCUUGCUUUCCCGUACGAGGAUUAUUGGCUUGUGUGUUUUCCUCGGUAUACACUGCAUUCCUAUCCACCAGCGCCGUGAUAGUUACUGUUCAGGGAGACACUGUUAUCGGGUUCGUUAUGAAAGGAUCUCUCCUUUUUAUGGAAAUUAUCGAUACCGUUUGGACGCUCCUCGGUGGACUGCGUGAGAGCGCUAGCCUGACGUGUACAGGAGAAGUGCAGCAUCGCAGGGGUAUUCCGCACCAGAACAGGAAGAGGUUGCAUUGCCGAAGGAAUGCAAUAGUGGAAGCAACGGAAGAUGUCGACGGUAUUGUUACUUCCAUAUCGACGGGAUCGUCCCCGGCCGAUGCCGGCGUACUAGAUGCACCGCCAUUGUACAGUGAACUGUUCGAGCUGCACACGGAUUUGCCUCCUGCUUAUGCCGAUGUCGUGCGCAAUUUUCAAGUGGUACAUCUUGAAAAUUAAGAUCGUUUUGCAUGCAGUGCUUAAUUAGUCAUUUGUACAUACCUGUACAUAAUUCAUUACUAUGCAAACGUCGUUGCAGUGAUAAACGACAAGACCAUGUAAUGUUUUAUAGAGUUGUUUCUAUGCUUUCUUUUAUAAUUCACUAAUUGUAUUGUAUUAAUUCGAUAAACGGAUAUUAAAGCAUAAAAAUG